Messenger RNA from Hordeum vulgare subsp. vulgare (domesticated barley), 2177 nucleotides. RefSeq lists its product as uncharacterized. The record is from RefSeq and is a predicted model, not a curated record. The transcript is spliced from 2 exons. Lineage: Eukaryota; Viridiplantae; Streptophyta; Magnoliopsida; Poales; Poaceae. The coding region runs from base 857 to 1675 and encodes 272 amino acids.
GAAAAACUACGGGGCCGGGUAAACAUGGCAAGCACGGACAAAGCGUGAGCGAAACAGAAAAUGCCUAGCACUAUACUAACACAUGCGGGACUAGGCCAUUAGGACCACACAGUGCAAGCGUUGCAUCUCAAAUCAAAUCAAGUGGGGUGAAACGUCCGCCCAAGUAGGGGGGAACACGUGCCCAAACCCCCAAGGAAUAACGAUCCGGGGUGCGCUCCGCCGGGUGCCCCGAGCAUUUCGCUUCUUCGCUAAUACUGUAGUAAUCAGACCAAAACCUGAGGUCACAGAAGAGACGAGGCCUCGUUAAUUAAUCAGCCCGGCACUUGGCUUUCAGCCCCUGUUAUUAAUCAAAGGGAUGCUCGACAAGGAAUUGAAGGCCGCUUUGCGAAUAACGCAUCGGCCCGCUACUCCUUCUAAUUAAGCCGGAUUUGAUUGAUGAAUGGAUUAAUUAAGCCGGGGUUUAGGAAGAGCGGCUACCAGAGAGGGGAGGAGGAAGACGACUUGGUUUGGUUCGGCCUGGGUGGACCGACUGACUUGGGACGAUAAGAACGAGACACGCGCACUCGGAGCCGGAGAGAGAGACCCCUCCCAUUCCCAUUCCCAUUCCCCUUCCCAUUCCCGUUCCCGUUCCCGUUCCGUCCUACUAAACCCCUCCGUCGUCUACUUCUAGACGGACGCCCAGCACCCGUCCAUAUAUCGCUUCUUCCGCCGCUCCGCCUCCACGCGCACCAACCGCCCGCCCUUCGAUUCCCCCGAGGCCCCUGAAGAAGAAGAAGAAGAAGAAGAAGAAGAAGCAGCAGCAGCAAACAAGACCCAUUCUUCUGGUUCUUGGUGCGGUGCGGUGCGGCGCGCGGGCAUGGCCAUCGACCACGAGUCGCCGUUCAAGGAGCUCCGCCUCAAGAACAGGAGGAUCAUGGGAGGCGGCGCCCCCGAGCCGGAGGAAGAGGAGGCGGAGCCGCAGGUGGCGGCGGCCACGGCGGCGGGGGAGGAACAGCAGUGGCCGCAGUGGCUGCGCCCGCUGCUGUCCGCGCGCUUCUUCGCGCAAUGCAAGACGCACUCCGAGUCGCACCGGAGCGGCGAGUGCAACAUGUUCUGCCUCGACUGCGCCGCCGGGGCCGCCGCCGGCGCGGCGGCGCUGUGCUCGCUGUGCCUCGCGCACGGGCACCGGGGGCACCACACCAUCCAGAUCCGCCGCUCCUCCUACCACGACGUCAUCCGGGUGUCAGACAUCCAGCGCUUCAUGGACAUCGCCGGCGUGCAGACCUACGUCAUCAACAGCGCCCGCGUCGUCUUCCUCAACGAGCGGCCCCAGCAGAAGCAGCCCGGCAAGGGCGGCGGCGGCGGCGGCGCCGGGAGCGCCAACCUCUGCGAGGUCUGCAGCCGCAGCCUCCUCGACAACUUCCGCUUCUGCUCCCUCGGCUGCAAGGUGGCCGGCUGCUCCUCCGACGGGGGCGGCCGCCACGACAAGGCGAGGACGAUGCGGGCCAGCAGGCUGAGCCGCGCCAAGGGCUCGUCGGACUCCGAGGCCGCCUCCUCCUCCUCUCCACUGCGCAAUGCCGCCAGGCACAGCUUCACGCCGUCCACGCCGCCGCCGCCGCCGCCGCCUCCAGCGGCCAAGCGGCGCAAGGGCAUCCCUCACCGGGCGCCGUUCGGCAACCUCAUCAUCGACUACUAGGCGCGCACCACCCGCCAUUGACAAGCUACGACCCGCACGCCCAGUUGCAGAGUGAAUGGGGUGAGAAAGCGGCCACCACUUCGGUGCCCGCCAUUGCCUUUGGUUGUGCUUCUCGAUGUGGAUUCCACCAGUAGCUUUUCAGGGAGAAAGCAGGCAGGUGGACGGACGGAAACACAACUGAAAAAGCGCCAGCCUUUUCUUCUUCUUACUGCUUAAAAUCAUCUUCAUCAUCUAGGACAGACACCAAAAAUUACCACCACACUACAGAGAGAUUAAUUACUGUAUAUGAUUAUGGCCCUGCUCUGCUACUACUGUCUCUACACUAGACUUCAGUUUUGUGGUUCAUGUUUCUAGGUAAUUACCCUAGCUAGAGUAAUAAGCAACUGCCACUUGUUGGUCAGGUUUUGUGAUGUCUGGCUCUUGUUAGUUUGUGCUUUCUUUAUCUGUAAAUAUGGAGUGCUGGGAGAGGAUGACUGCUUGUUAAAAACAUGGUGUUGCUCAA